AUGUCCGCAGCACACGCCUCGAAAUUUACCCGGUACCUUAACUCCGAGACCGGCCCCAAGACGGUCCAUUUCUGGGCCCCCGUCAUGAAGUGGGCUCUGGUCAUUGCCGGUAUCUCUGACUUUGCUCGACCUGUCGAGACUCUGUCCGGCACCCAGAACGCCGCUCUGUUUGCCACCGGCUUCAUCUGGACCCGAUGGUGUCUGAUCAUCAAGCCCAAGAACUACCUGUUGGCCUCUGUCAACUUCUUCCUGGGCUGCACUGCCUCCGUCCAGCUGAGCCGAAUCAUCAUGUACCAAAAGUCUCUUGGUCUGACCACCUCCCAGGCCGUCCAGACCACCGUCUUCGGCGCCACCUUCAAGGACAUGUGGGCCAAGCACGAGGCCGACAAGAAGGAGAAGGCUUAA
Molecule: messenger RNA, 405 nt
Organism: Yarrowia lipolytica CLIB122
Lineage: Eukaryota; Fungi; Ascomycota; Dipodascomycetes; Dipodascales
Biological process (GO): pyruvate import into mitochondria
Cellular component (GO): mitochondrial inner membrane
Molecular function (GO): pyruvate transmembrane transporter activity
Source: RefSeq, a predicted model, not a curated record